AUGAAUAAAAUUGAGGAUGAACAUUAGAUAAUCAUGAGAUAGAUUUAAGGAGUAUCUUUUGCCUCUGAAUUGCAUGAUAGAGAUGAAAAAUAAAUACACAAAGAUUUGGUUAGAAUUAUUGUAAAAGAGGAUCGAAAGUUGAAAGCCAAAAAAACAUUAUUUAGUCUAGCUAACACAAUUCUAAUUGUAUUAUUAUUAGAUAUUUAAAGGUAUUAUCCAUAUACAAUAUGAUAUCAUUGGUCAAUAUAGAAGCUUAUCAUUCAUUUAUAUAUUUUGAAGAAUUAUAAUAGGACCCAGAUAAUUUUGGGAUUCUCUAUUACUUGGUUUUGUUAGACAUUGUUCAUUUCUUGAGAAUAAUAAAUUGUUGUAAUGGAAUAUUUGGAGCUGAAUUGAAAUCUCAAAAAAUAGUCACUUUUUAUUUGAUUUUUUCAUCAUUUCUUUUUUUAUGUCGUAGUGUUCUGACAAUCAUUACAAUAAUCAGUUAUUCAUAGAUUCGCAAGUUAUGCUCUUAAUUUUUUUUAGAUGAAGAUUCAGAUAGUCUUGCUCUCAAUUAUUGUUUAGUGAUGGCAUCAUUUCUGUUUUUGGAUGCAUUAUUCACAAUGAUAUGUAUUGUUUAAGGAUCCAACAAUAGAGAGAAUUAGUAAAGUAAUUAAUAAAUACAUUUUAGUAUCUAAUGAACUAAGACAAAAGAUAUAAAGGAAAUACUUCAUAUGUUAUGAAAAUGCUUUAAAUUCAUUUUUUUGA
Molecule: messenger RNA, 744 nt
Organism: Paramecium pentaurelia
Lineage: Eukaryota; Ciliophora; Oligohymenophorea; Peniculida; Parameciidae
Source: the annotation of a GenBank genome assembly